Molecule: messenger RNA, 4453 nt
Organism: Oryzias latipes (Japanese medaka)
Lineage: Eukaryota; Metazoa; Chordata; Actinopteri; Beloniformes; Adrianichthyidae
Product: phosphatidylinositol 4-phosphate 5-kinase type-1 alpha
Biological process (GO): phosphatidylinositol phosphate biosynthetic process
Cellular component (GO): plasma membrane
Molecular function (GO): 1-phosphatidylinositol-4-phosphate 5-kinase activity
Source: RefSeq, a predicted model, not a curated record
UAAUGAGCUCACUGCGACAUGGCAUCAGGAUUCAGGUCUCGGCGAUCUCUGUGGUGAGAACAGUCUAAACGUGAUGGCGACUGCUGGAACUGCAGACUCUGGAUCAACAGCCCCGACAGAUAUAAGGACUCAUUUCUGGAGGAGAGCAUUGCAGAGAGGGGCCAGCAGCAUUCGAAAAAUGGCCCCCGCCGAGAUGCCUGGCUCUUCAGGUACAACGCAAAGUAUGAAGAAAACAAUUGGGCAUCGAGGUGUAGAGACAACCACUGGGGAGACCACAUACAAAAAAACCACAUCGUCGGCACUGAAAGGUGCAAUCCAGCUUGGUAUUGCUCACACUGUCGGCAGCUUAAGCCAAAAGGCGGAAAGGGAUGUUCUCAUGCAGGACUUUGUGGUCGUGGAAAGCAUCUUUUUCCCGAGUGAGGGCAGUAAUUUGACCCCGGCUCAUCACUACAGCGACUUUCGCUUCAAGACUUAUGCUCCCAUUGCCUUCCGCUACUUUCGAGAAAUGUUUGGGAUCCGUCCAGAUGACUAUAUGUAUUCCUUAUGUAAUGAGCCACUGAUCGAGCUGUCCAACCCUGGAGCAAGCGGAUCCAUCUUUUAUGUGUCAAGCGAUGACGAGUUCAUCAUCAAAACUGUCCAACACAAGGAAGCGGAGUUUCUUCAGAAACUCUUACCCGGUUACUUCAUGAACAUAAACCAAAACAAGCGAACGCUGCUCCCUAAAUUCUACGGGCUGUACUGCGUUCAGGCGGGUGGGAAGAACAUCCGGAUUGUGGUGAUGAACAAUCUCUUGCCCCGGAUCAUCCCCAUGCAUCUGAAGUACGACCUGAAGGGCUCCACCUACAAGAGACGAGCUUCUCCAAAGGAAAGGGAGAAGGCCGUCCCCACUUACAAAGACCUGGACUUCAUCCAGGACAUGCCUGACGGCCUGCUGCUGGAAGCAGACAACUACAAUGCCCUUUGCAAGACCAUUCAGAGGGACUGCCUGCUUUUGCAGAGUUUCAAGAUCAUGGAUUACAGUCUGCUGAUGGGGAUUCACAACAUGGAGCAGGCGAGCCGAGAGAAGGAUCGCGGCGGAGGCCCUUUAGGGGAAAGUGUGGUGUCAGAAGGUGCAGUGACUCCAGAUCAACGUCGCCCGCAACCCCAGAGAAGUCUUUACUGUACAGCCAUGGAGUCCAUCCAGGGGGAGGCCCGGGGCAAGGAGGCGAUGGAUUCAGAGGACCACAUGGGAGGAAUUCCAGCUCGUAGUUCAAAGGGAGAGAGGCUCCUCAUCUAUAUCGGUAUCAUAGAUAUUCUCCAGUCUUACAGAUUCAUUAAAAAGUUGGAACACUCCUGGAAGGCGUUGGUUCACGAUGGGGACACAGUUUCCGUCCACAGACCAGGCUUUUAUGCAGAGCGUUUCCAGCAAUUCAUGUGCAACACGGUGUUUAAGAAGAUCCCACUGAAACCGUCACCGUCUAAGAAGAGCCGUGGUGGAGGUCAGGGAGGACUUAGGAGGGCCCCCACUCUUGGAGCGCCCACUCCAUUAUCCCACGCAACCACACAGCCAGCUGUUGAAUCUAGAGUCGUGUAUCACAGUCAUUUUAAAAGCACAGACGCGGAGGCUGACAGUAGUACGCUGUCCGGCAGACCGGAUCUGGUUCCGAAGACGCCUCCACUGCCAGACAACCCUGCUGAUGGUGAGGCCAACCUCUCCAUCUCAUCACUCGGCAGUACAGGAGCUGCCUCCACCUCCCCUCCACUGCGAUCCGUGGGAGUGGAAGUUCAUAAAUCGGCAAAUACAGACAAUGACCUGGGAGCCUCACCUGGUUUUGGGGCAGAAGAGGCUGCUGAUAAUUCAGGCAACCUGUCUGGAAACGAAGAUGCAGUUUCUCUUUCUGACGUGAUCCCAGAGACCAACAUCUAGUUUCAGUACUUUUUUGCAGCGAAAAAGAAAAAACAACACGAUAAACCCACCAUGGUCCAUUUUAGAAGAUGAGGAGCUCCUGCACAAGUGAACAAAACAGGAAGAACCCGUCAAAGUAAAAGUUGUCCACCCGGCUCGGUCUUUCCCUUGCACUUGUGAUGUCUUCUCAUCGCUUAGAUUUUACCCCGUGGAUGAAGGCCUGAGGUGUUAAGGGGUUUUGUUACAAAAAAAAAACCAAGAGUAGAACUGACUAGAGGAUUGUUAUGUUUCCAAUGCCUCCAUAUUUGUUGGCAGCUGUGGCACACUUUCUACAAUCUUUCAUAUACGUACGCUGCAAAGGCACAUUAGAGAAAAAGCUCAGUAAUAAAAAAUGUAAUCAAGAACUGUGGAGAUGGAAGAACCUGAAGAGCGAUCUGAGUGAGCAGGCGGUUCAAAGAAACACUCGAUGGAAAGUCACAGCCUCCGAGGAUAGAGUGUGCUUGUGUUUACUUUGUACCCAUGCCAAGGAAAGGGGGGGCAACAUUUCUUUGACUUUCACUCCAAAACAGUAUUAAACCCCAUCCAUAUAACCUGCCCCCCUCUACAGUCCUCAUCAAAAUGGCAAAAACUAAGCGUUUAGUCAAUAAAAGUAAUUCGAUCAACACUUAUGCUGGUAAAUCUUUAUCGACUGGGGAUGUACAGUGUUAGAAAAUGAAAGAGCGUUGGAUCCGGACAAACCAAAGUCUUUGUCCCGGAAGCUACAGCGGUGCUUUCCUCGCUCCCACUAAUGUUUGAAUGUACUUUGCUUUGUUCUCAUGAAAAUGUGUCCUACACAGCCUUAGGAUGCUGUUAAAUGAGUUAAUUUAUUAAGAAUACUUUCAAGUUUGGGUCUGUUUUCGGUCAUGUCUGUGCCUUCUACAUCUUCACUCCCCCCCCUUCCCUGUAUUUCGUAGUAAGUGCUCUAGUUGCAACGUAGAAACCUGCCUUAUGACUAGCUGAGAUCAUCACACUGCCAUUUGUAUGGACAUCCAGUCUGAGAACAAACACUAGCACAAUCCUUUAUUUAUCCUAAGUCCUUUUAUUUUGGCUUCAUCAGCUGGAAUAGUCAUUUCCUUUCAUCAGACAGCAAAAACACCUACUCGUCUUUCCUUUCUGACGGUUACAGAAAUGACACUUGCCCACGUUCUGUUCUGGACCAACGCUACUUACCAUCUGAAGGAGGGUUUUACUGAAGAUUUUUACUUAAAAUCUGCGUUAAGAUUUCCGUGCAGAGUGUGCUGAAAGCUGAUGGGAGAUUUCUGAUGCAGAAAUUUGAAUUUACUCUGUAGUGAAUGUAGCACCGUCUGAUUUUAGGAAUUAUUCCUGCUAGUGUCAAACACUUGCUGGGUUUUUAGUGGAGGGAGGGGGGCAGGGUCAUUAUGAAGAGGUGAAAUGGAUCACACUGAUGCAGAGGCUGGUCUUUUAUUUUGAAAUGGAGUCACGUCACCAAAGAGAAGAGCCCAGAAACUGAAGGGGAAAAAUGGGACACUCCUGUUUGGACUGAUGUGUUUUAUUUAGUGAUAACAGUGGGUUUACUGUUAAACUGGAUUUUUAACGGUGGCUUUAAUUUUCAGAAUCCUGUGUUAACUGGAUGUUUGAUUCUUUUGCCGAACUAUUUCAUUUGCAUCGCUGCCAGAAACAACCCUUAUUGUUAUUGACUGCAGAAUUUGUCCUCCCAAUCCUUCUAAAUCUCCUCACAGUAGACUUUUGUAAAAGCAGUAAUGCUUUUAGAUUAUAGGAAUGACAUGCUGUAAGUAUUCCAAUUUUUUUUUAAAUCAUUUUAGAAAUGAUGCAAAAAAUAUGAAUUUUCUUAAUUAAAACCAUCAACCUGAACACUCCCAAGAACUCUGGUUCUUCAAAAUAAACUAAAAACAUCCAUCCUAUAUUUUUACAGUUGGGUUUUUUUGUGUGUAGUUACUCUCUAAAAUGUUUAUUACAGGUCAAUUUUGAUUGUUUUAUUUAAAACAAAAGUUUGCUUUGAAGAAAACAAAAACUAUCUGGUGCUUUUGGAAGUUGUAGACACUACAAUUAUUUUUGAAGGAAUGCAAUAUGAACCACAAUCUACCACUUUGGAUGGUCUAAUACUAUGAUUGAAGAAGGUUGAAGUAACAGAUUUGUAUGAAAUACUUGAGAUGAGUGUAAGCUGUAAACUGAAAGAAGGAUGUCUCGAACUUUAGAGCUUGUAUUGACUGUAAAGAGGACGACAUGACAAUUUCUCCUUUUUGUACUUUUCCAUUGUGUAAAUAAUAAUAUUGUCUUUCCACAAUGAUCCAAGAUUGUUUAUCUCUCAUUUUCUACAUGAAUGUUUAGAGUGGCAUUUCAGCCAAUAUUGCUGGUUCUCUUACGUGCUUUGAUUAUUCUUAUUCUUAUAUAUUUUUUUCUGUAUAAAAUGUUGAUAUGUACAUAAAGGUCACAGAAAUGCCUUGUCAUGCAACGUGUGCUGCCUGUUCCUCCUACCAUGUUACAUUUGAGUGGUGGUGAUGUUUCCAUUUCUGAUUUGAAAGGAUUAAAAAUAUUUUCUAAAUCUUU